This is a messenger RNA of Nanorana parkeri, 2402 nucleotides long. RefSeq names its product cell division cycle 16 (gene CDC16). Lineage: Eukaryota; Metazoa; Chordata; Amphibia; Anura; Dicroglossidae. Gene Ontology annotation, molecular function: protein binding. The transcript is spliced from 18 exons. Gene Ontology annotation, biological process: cell division. Bases 208 to 2070 code for a protein of 620 amino acids. The record is from RefSeq and is a predicted model, not a curated record.
UAUGUAACACUCCUCCUCCUAGAGGACCGUUGCAGCUGAUACUGCGGCACACCGGCUUGUAUGGGGUUUCGAAGUCGGUGUUACACAUCGAUUGGGUGAAGCUAUCGCCGGUGCACACCACUGAACUUCACGUUCGGCAGUUCCGGAGGCGCGCACCCUGCUUGUGGGCGCGCCUCCCUCUAGUCACGUCACCCAACAACAACAAACAUGAACUUGGAUCGUUUACGAAAGAGAGUGCGGCAAUAUAUAGAGCAGCAACAGUACCAGAGUGCUCUGUUUUGGGCAGACAAGGUAGCUUCACUAUCGCAUGAAGAGCCACAAGAUGUUUAUUGGUUGGCACAAUGUCUGUAUCUGACUGCUCAGUAUCACAGAGCUUCACAUGCAUUACGGUCACGAAAAUUGGAUAAGAUGUAUGAAGCAUGCCGUUCUCUUGCAGCUCGAUGCCAUUAUGCAGCAAAAGAAUACCAGCAGGCUCUUGAUAUCCUAGAUAUGGAAGAACCCAUCAGUAAAAAGCUGUUCGAUAAGGGUAUAAAAGACGAAAAGAUCUUAAAGGAUAGUUCUGGAGAAUGGCAAAUGUCACAGUCCUCGAUUAAGAGCUCAAUUUGCUUGUUGCGUGGGAAGAUCUAUGAUGCCUUGGAUAACAGAACACUAGCAACUUACAGCUACAAAGAGGCCUUGAAGUUUGAUGUUUACUGCUUUGAAGCAUUCGACCUGUUAACAGCACACCACAUGCUUACGGCACAAGAAGAGAAAGAACUUCUUGAUUCUCUACCCAUUAGUAAGAAAUGUCCAGAAGAUCAAGAACUCCUCCGUUUCCUCUUUGAGAACAAGCUGAAAAAGUACAACAAACCUAGUGAAACAGUAAUUCCAGAAUCUGUAAAUGGCCUUCAGGAAAACCUAGAUGUAGUAGUCUCCUUGGCAGAAAGACAUUACUACAACUGUGACUUCAAGAUGUGCUAUAAGCUUACAUCUGCGGUUAUGGAAAAAGAUCCCUUUCAUGCUAAUUGUUUACCUGUACAUAUAGGCACUCUUGUAGAGCUGAACAAAGCAAAUGAGCUCUUCUAUCUUUCACAUAAACUAGUUGAUUUAUAUCCAAAUAAUCCUGUGUCCUGGUUUGCAGUGGGUUGUUACUAUCUCAUGGUCGGGCAUAAAAAUGAACAUGCCAGAAGGUAUCUCAGCAAAGCCACCACAUUAGAGAGAAGUUAUGGUCCAGCAUGGAUUGCAUAUGGACAUUCAUUUGCGGUGGAAAGUGAACACGACCAAGCAAUGGCUGCUUAUUUCACAGCAGCACAGCUGAUGAAAGGAUGUCAUUUGCCAAUGCUGUAUAUUGGACUGGAGUAUGGCCUGACCAAUAAUUCCAAGUUGGCAGAAAGAUUUUUCAGUCAGGCUUUGAGUAUUGCGCCAGAGGAUCCAUUUGUUAUGCAUGAAGUUGGUGUGGUGGCAUUUCAGAAUGGAGACUGGAAAACUGCUGAGAAGUGGUUCUUGGAAGCGCUAGAGAAAAUACGAGCCAUUGGAAAUGAGGUAACAGUGGAUAAAUGGGAACCUUUGUUAAACAACUUGGGGCAUGUACGUAGAAAACUGAAAAAGUAUGAAGAUGCCUUAGAGUAUCAUCGUCAAGCCUUAGUCCUGAUACCACAGAAUGCCUCCACCUAUUCAGCUAUAGGAUAUAUCCACAGUCUAAUGGGAAAUUUUGAAAGUGCAAUUGAUUAUUUUCACACAGCCUUGGGUCUACGAAGAGAUGAUACCUUCUCAGUUACAAUGCUUGGACAUUGCAUAGAAAUGUAUAUUGGAGACUCAGAAGCAUAUAUUGGAACAGAGAUCAAGGACAAGUUAAGAUGUUAUGACUUUGAUGUGCACACCAUGAAGACUUUGAAGAACAUCAUUUCUUCUCCCUGGGAGGUUGACAUGGAGAGACAGUCUCUUGAUGUGAGUGGCAUAAUGGCCUUAGAGUCUACUAAUCUUCUGCCUAAAUCAUCUGAUGCCAGGUCUCCAGUUGAAGAAUCUCUUGAAAUAGAGAUGAACGAGAGCGAUAUGAUGCUCGAAACAUCAAUGUCCGAUCAUAGUACAUGAGGUUUACAUUGUUCUUAUUGGGACUUUUUCUUUCACCCUGAAAUAAAGAUGUUUUAUGUAAAGACAUACCACUUCCUGCCAAAACUGGGAAUGAGCCCCUUGCUUCCCCACAGAGGCACUGGUAUUCUGUUGCUAAUGACCUGUGUACGUGCCUGUCAGGACUUUGUGAGGGGCAUGUUACUCUCCAGGGGUUUUACAUUUUUACUGUUAAACAUUGUAAAAUGCAUUCACCUAUUAUGUUUUGUUGGUUUUUUUUUAACAUUCUACUGUGGACUCUAUUAUGAUUGUAAUAAAGUGAUACAUUGUCACAUGUCAGAUAGAAAUUGCAUGUG